Molecule: messenger RNA, 3214 nt
Organism: Seriola aureovittata
Lineage: Eukaryota; Metazoa; Chordata; Actinopteri; Carangiformes; Carangidae
Gene: arhgap15
Product: Rho GTPase activating protein 15
Exons: 13
Coding region: 7-1521 (504 amino acids)
Biological process (GO): signal transduction; regulation of GTPase activity
Cellular component (GO): cytoplasm
Source: RefSeq, a predicted model, not a curated record
CACGUGAUGAAUCAUACUUCCUCUACCAGUCAGGCCUCAGCCCUCUGCGUUUCUUCUUUCGUGAUCAGUGACACAGAGAUGGCGAGUACGAGAGUCACAAACUUGCAGAGUGCAAAGCAGCAGCCGCUGGUUCAGCCUCAGGGAGCUGUACAGAUGCGCAUUAAGAGCUCACAGACCUCCGGAGACCGUCUGAGUCAGUCCAAGUCCAUGGUGCUGCAGGAGUCUGACCUCCCACAGAAACCUAUCUCCCGGCAUCGCAGGAACCAAUCUCAGCACAACGUUGCUGUUGCAGGAGCUGCAGUGUUUGAACCAGUGGUGGAACUGAAAGGUGAACACCUGAAUGUGGCUAAAAUCUCAGACAGUGGUAAGAAGCAGAGGAAGAACUGGACUUCAAUGUGGACCGUGUUGACCUUAGACCAGCUACUGUUUAAUAAAGACAGACAACAAGAAUCUGCUCAGAAACCAGGAAGUAAGACAGAUGUGGUCCAGCUGUGUGGAGCUGUUGUCGAAUGGACAACAGAGAAGUCGAGCAGGAAAAAUGUGUUCCAGAUCACAACAAACACAGGAAGUGAGUACCUCCUGCAGGUUGAGAGUAACUCCACUGCCAACAAAUGGUAUGACGCCAUCAGAAAAGCUGUCAACUCUUCAACUAAAGCAGAUGGAGGUUUUCCCCUACGGAGGUCAAACAGCACAGAGUACCUGCCCAGACACAGCUCCCUAUCUGGCUAUGGCUCAGCCUCCCCCAACCCCAAGCAACGCAACCCGGUUCACAGACGCUCCAUCAACAUGUUUGGCGGCUCAAAGCUGAAACACAGUACCUCGGACAGCGCUGACAAGAACGGAGUAAAGAACAGACUGAAGAAGUUCAUCACCAGACGUCCAUCCAUGAAGACGCUACAGGAGAAAGGCCUCAUCAAAGAUCGAGUGUUUGGGUGCCAUCUGUUGACUCUAUGCGAACGUGAAGGAACCACGGUGCCCAAGUUCGUUCAGACCUGUUUGGACGCCGUCAAUAAACGAGGUCUGGAGGUCGAUGGAAUCUACAGAGUCAGUGGAAAUCUGGCUACAAUCCAGAAACUUCGCUUUGUGGUCGAUCAAGAGGAGGACCUGGACCUGGACCACAGUCAGUGGGAGGACAUCCAUGUCGUUACAGGAGCGCUAAAGAUGUUUUUCCGUGAGCUGCCAGAGCCGCUGUUCCCCUUCAGGUUCUUCCAGCCGUUUGUGGAGGCCAUCAAGAUAAAAGAAUCCAAACACAAAAUUCAGGCUGUGAAGAAACUCAUCCAGGAGCUACCCAGACCCAACCAGGACACCAUGAAGCUGCUCUUCAGCCACCUGCACAGAGUUCUGGCCUUUUCCAGGAAGAACCUGAUGUCCACUCAGGGCAUCGGUAUCGUGUUCGGCCCGACACUGAUGUGGCCUGAGCUGGACGCAGGAAACAUGGCAGUCAACAUGGUCUACCAGAACCAGAUUGUGGAGUUCAUCCUGAUCGAGAGCAGAGAGAUCUUCAACCUGGACAGGAAGUAAAAGUUCCUGAGGUGGAGCUGAUCAUCUGACGGACUCACAUUUACACAUCAAAGCUAAAAAAUAACCAAUUUACUUCUGAGAUGUUAUUGUUUUAAAACAGAAGCCAUGCCUGGUUUGGGCUGGACUGUAAAAAAUAAAUGGAUGGUUUCUGGUCAGAACAUAUUUUGAAGAUAAUUUUUUAAUUACGACAAACGGAUCAGCUCACGGUGUCUGUCCAACAGUGACCACUGCUGUCACCUGCCUCAUUUCAAAACAUUUUUUAAGGUACAUCAAAAACUUCCCAACGAGUUUCAGAGAUUCCUGUCCGUCCAUCUAUCCAUCAGCUAUACCACUAAUCCUAUGAGGGUCAUGGGGGGGCUGAAGCCGAUACCAGCUGUCACAAGGAGUAUAUUUAUAGUGUAUAGCUGUACAGAAAUAAUAAUCUUGUUGAUAUUGAAGAAAUGAUAAACUCGUACUAUGGGAUGAUUAAUCAUGGUCAUGUUUUAGAUCUGAGUGCAGGAGACAAAGUCGGUUCAACAUUAUUAACUUUACUCCACUUUACGCCAGAAUAAGUCAGUGUGAAAUAUUGAUGCACAGUCAUAUUUUUGACCUACAGAUUCUAAACAGAACAUUAACAGUGACCCCACAUUGACAGAGCCCACACUGCGCACAAGAGCACCCAGAUCAGUAACAGUCCAUUUCCAGAACCACAAGGUGAGGCACAGCUGCCUCCAGCUGCCUGGCAGAGGACGACGUUCAGGUGAAUGAGUGCAGGAUAUUUGUUUAAGCAGUGUAAUUGAUGUAACUUACAGACAUAAGAAAGCUUCAGCAAAGAAAAAUCAAGUCACAGAAUUUUUCCUGCAAGCCUGAAAUUAUUUGAGAAGGAUGGAAACAUCAAGAUGUUUGGUAACUCUCGAGUCACGGCAGAGGGUCUACAUGCUUAUGGCAUCAGCAUGGAGACUCCAGCUGGGUUAGGGUUAACCUUAACCCUGUGGGGGUCUGGCAAGUGAGGAAUGGUGGAACAGAAUUUCAGAACUGGAGGCUGCUGGGCUGAACAUGUGGUAGAGGGAAAGGCAGGUGGGGAGGGACUCUGUUAGAUUCGUCAGGGAAGGGCAGGAACCGGAGCUGAGGCAGGCAGACAGGACAUGAAUAAUACCGCGGCACAAGGAAAGUGAGGUCAGACUGAUGUUUUAAAUAAUCACGAGGAAACAAACAAACCUUUACAGAGAGGCCUAGAUGUGUACCACUCCGGUAGACUGAAUAAUCUGGCCAAGAGGGACUGUAAAACCAGGGCUGAAAUACUGCUGGCUGAUAAGAUGACGUGAGUCAGGAGAGGAACCAGGGAGGAGACAUAGGAAAAGCCAGAGAGAGAGAGAGAGAGAGAGAAAAAGAAAAAGAAGAGAGAGAGAGAGAGAGAGAGAAAAAGAAAAAGAAGAGAGAGAGAGAGAGAGAGAGAGAGAGAGAGAGAGAGAGAGAGAGAGAGAGAGAGAGAGAGAGAGGAGACACGGGGUGGAGACCAAAGGAGAAUGGGGAACACACCUGGAGCCUGGACCAGGACCAUGGCAGUUCUUCCAGUUUUUAAAAUGGGAGACAAACACAGCUUUACUAACUACACACCAGUGUCCUGGGUUAGGACUGCUGUCCUGCUUUCACUUUGUUUGUAUGAAAACUUGAUCGUUUUAAUGAAAAGAAUUAAAUUGUUGAGUGAGAGUCA